AUGCCGGCAACCCAGUCUCAACAUCGGGCGUCUUUUGGGGCGUCUCCAUCAUCCAUAGCAUUGGGAAGACAUUUACAAGUGGCCAUGCCUUUCCUCGUCGAAGAGAGCCAAAAGUCCCAUGGCACAGUGCCCAUCCCUGAUGCCCAGGGUCCGAUCCCGUUUCUUGGAUCAGUCCCCCUCAUAGACACAGAGUUACCAUCACAGUCACUUCAGAUUCUUGCCCGGCAAUAUGGCGAAAUCUACCGGUUUCUGAUUCCAGGCAGGCCAUCACUUAUACUUGUUUCGUCGUAUGAGCUGGUGAACGAGCUCUGUGACGAGAAGCGGUUCAAGAAGAAGGUUGCAGCGGCCCUUCAGGGGCUUCGGGAAUGCGUUCAUGACGGUCUAUUUACGGCUCACAAUGAUGAGCCAAACUGGGGUAUCGCACAUCGCAUUCUUAUGCCAGCCUUUGGGCCAAUGGCCAUCAAGGGAAUGUUUGACGAGAUGCAUGAUGUAGCUUCACAAAUGGUUCUCAAGUGGGCAAGACAUGGGUCAACAACACCCAUUAUGGCAUCUGACGACUUUACUCGUCUGACACUCGACACUAUCGCCCUAUGCUCGAUGGGUUACCGUUUCAACUCUUUUUACCACGAUAACAUGCAUGAGUUCAUUGAGGCCAUGACUUGCUGGCUGAAGGAAGCGGGCAACAAAACUCGCCGGCUCCUUCCGGAUGUUUUCUACCGGACAAUCGACAAAAAGUGGAACGAUGACGCCGAGAUCUUGAGAAGGACGGCUGAUGAGGUGCUGAGGGCGCGCAAGGAGAAUCCUUCGGGACGCAAGGACCUUCUUUCUGCCAUGAUGGAGGGGGUUGAUCCCAAGACUGGCGGGAAACUUAGCGACAGCAGCAUUACCGACAACCUCAUCACGUUUUUGAUUGCUGGCCACGAAACUACGUCCGGCCUACUAUCAUUUGCAUUUUAUCUCUUGCUCAAAAACCCAACAGCAUACCGCAAGGCUCAGCAAGAAGUGGAUGACCUCUGUGGCAGGGAGCCAAUUACAGUCGAGCAUCUGUCCAAGAUGCCCUAUAUCACGGCUGUUCUUCGUGAGACUCUUAGACUGCAUUCAACCAUUCCCGCGUUUGUUGUCGAAGCAAUCGAGGAUACUGUGAUAGGGGGAAAAUAUGCCGUCCCCAAAGAUCAAGCAAUUUUUCUCAUGCUCUUGGAAUCACACCGUGACCCCAAGGUCUACGGCGACGAUGCUGAGGAGUUUAAACCUGAGCGGAUGCUUGAUGAGCAAUUUGAGCGUCGGAACUGCGAAUUCCCCAAUUGUUGGAAGCCCUUUGGUAAUGGUAUGAGGGGCUGCAUCGGCCGCGCCUUUGCAUGGCAAGAGGCUCUUCUCAUCACCGCGAUGCUGCUGCAGAACUUUAACUUUGUCAUGCACGACCCGGCGUACCAGUUGAGCAUCAAGGAGAACUUGACCAUGAAGCCCGACAACUUUUACAUGCGCGCCAUUCUCCGACACAACAUGUCACCAACGGAAUUGGAGCGCUCCAUCUCUGGCGUCGCACCUACCGGUAACAGAACACCCCCGCGAAACGCGACACGAACAUCCAGCCCUGACCCAAAGGAUGGAGGUGUUCCCAUGAGCAUUUACUACGGCUCCAACAGCGGCACUUGCGAGUCUCUUGCUCACAAGCUCGCCGCCGACGCGUCUGCCCAGGGCUUCAAAGCCGAGACGGUCGAUGUGCUGGAUGCCGCCAACCAAAAGCUGCCCGCCGGUAACAAGGGACCCGUGGUACUCAUCACGGCAUCCUAUGAGGGACUUCCGCCCGACAACGCCAAGCAUUUUGUCGAGUGGCUCGAGAACCUCAAGGGAGCUGAGGAGCUCGCCGACACAAGCUACGCCGUGUUUGGCUGCGGCCACCACGACUGGACAAAGACCUUUCACCGCAUACCAAAGCUCGUCGACGAGAAGCUGGCCGAGCAUGGCGCGGUAAGGCUAGCGCCUCUGGGUGUGUCGGACGCCGCCCAAGGCGACAUGUUUGUCGACUUUGAGACUUGGGAGUUCGAUACGCUGUGGCCCGCGCUGGCAGAUAGGUACAAGACCGGGGCGGAGAAGAAGCAGGACGCCGCCGCGACGGACCUAACAGCUGCGCUGUCGCAGCUUAGCGUCGAGGUCUCGCACCCACGCGCCGCGGACCUCCGCCAGGAUGUUGGCGAGGCCGUCGUCGUCGCCGCGCGCGACCUGACAGCCCCCGGCGCGCCCCCAAAGCGCCACAUGGAGAUCCGCCUGCCCAAGACGGGCGGGCGCGCUCACUAUUCCGCCGGCGACUACCUCGCCGUCCUGCCCGUGAACCCAAAGUCGACGGUCGAGCGGGCGAUGCGCCGGUUCGGCCUGGCUUGGGACGCCUACGUCACCAUCCACUCGGGCGGGCGCACGACGCUCCCGACAGGGACGCCCGUGUCGGCGCGAGAAGUCCUCAGCUCGUACGUAGAGCUGACGCAACCGGCGACCAAGCGCGGCAUCGCCGUGCUGGCCGAGGCCGUCAGCGACGCCGCCGCGGAGCAGGCCAAGUCGGCGCUGCUAGACCUGGCGGGCGAGUCGUACGCGGCCGAGGUCAGCGCCAAGCGCGUCAGCAUACUGGACCUCUUGGAGCGGUUCCCGGCCUGCGCGGUGCCGUUCGGGACGUUCCUGGCGCUGCUGCCGCCGAUGCGCGUGCGGCAGUACUCCAUCUCGUCGUCGCCGCUGUGGAACGACGAGCACGCCACGCUGACGUACUCGGUCCUCUCGGCGCCCUCGCUCGCCGACCCGGCCAGGACGCACAUCGGCGUCGCCAGCAGCUACCUGGCCGGCCUGGGCGAGGGCGACCACCUGCACGUGGCGCUGCGGCCCUCGCACGUCGCCUUUCGUCUGUCCCCGCCCGAGACGCCUGUGAUUUGCGUCUGCGCCGGGUCUGGGAUGGCGCCCUUUCGCGCUUUUGCCCAGGAGCGGGCGGCGCUGGUCGGGGCGGGCCGCAAGGUCGCGCCGCUGCUGUUGUUCUUUGGCUGUCGCGAGCCCGGCGUCGAUGACCUGUACCGCGAGGAGCUGGAGGGCUGGGAGGUCAGGGGGGUGUUGUCGGUACGGCGGGCGUACAGUCGGAGGGCGGAGGAGAGCGAGGGGUGCAGAUAUGUCCAGGACCGGCUGCUGAAGGACCGGGCUGAGGUCAGGGGUCUGUGGAGCCAGGGCGCCAAGGUGUUUGUCUGCGGAAGCCGUGAGGUCGCUGAAGGGGUCAAGGAGGCCAUGUUCAAGAUUGUGGCUGAGAAGGAGGAGGGUACCAGCGAGGAGAUUCAGGCUUGGUAUGAGGGGGUGAGGAAUGUGCGUUAUGCUUCUGAUGUCUUUGACUGA
Molecule: messenger RNA, 3360 nt
Organism: Pyricularia grisea
Lineage: Eukaryota; Fungi; Ascomycota; Sordariomycetes; Magnaporthales; Pyriculariaceae
Exons: 3
Coding region: 1-3360 (1119 amino acids)
Cellular component (GO): cytosol
Molecular function (GO): iron ion binding; heme binding; flavin adenine dinucleotide binding
Source: RefSeq, a predicted model, not a curated record